AUGGAGAUGAGCGGCUCAAAAUUCUCUGAUCUGGCUGUAAUCUGGCGACCUCCGACCUUUCGCGGCCGGCUGAUGCUUUUCUCAGAGCCGCUGUCUCCCUCAAAGAUCAGUGAACUGACGAGUGAUUGUCUGUCACGUGGUGAAGAUGACAUGGAGAAAAGAGGGGAAAAAUUGGAGCUUGGACCUGGUUUAUACUUGCCACCGGGAACGGCCGAGACUUUGAGCUGUGCCGCCAAAAUUGUUGACCUGACGGUGUCUUCACCGACUAUUAUUGUUGAAAGAGCAGGAUCUCAUACUUGGGCACACAGAAGCUGGCGAGUUAGGGAAGAGAUUGCUCGUACAAUUACAUCUGCUAUUAGUCUGAUUGGAUCUACUGAACUACCACUUCAACUUGCCAUUUUACCACAUCUUGCAAGAUGUCCGAAACAAUUGCUUGGCUCAAGGCACAAGUUGGGACUUGGCAUGAUGUGGAAGAUGAAUAAGCAGGAGGAAAAUGAUGCCCUUCCGGCUUGCGAAUAG
Messenger RNA from Striga asiatica, 519 nucleotides. NCBI's taxonomy places the organism in Eukaryota, Viridiplantae, Streptophyta, Magnoliopsida, Lamiales, Orobanchaceae. The record is from the annotation of a GenBank genome assembly.